Eremothecium gossypii ATCC 10895 is the source of this 600-nucleotide messenger RNA. RefSeq names its product MIND complex subunit NNF1 (gene NNF1). The record is from RefSeq and is marked provisional. NCBI's taxonomy places the organism in Eukaryota, Fungi, Ascomycota, Saccharomycetes, Saccharomycetales, Saccharomycetaceae. Gene Ontology annotation, biological process: chromosome segregation. The transcript has a single exon. Gene Ontology annotation, cellular component: MIS12/MIND type complex. The coding region runs from base 1 to 600 and encodes 199 amino acids.
AUGUCGCAUGACCACAGGAUUCGCUUCAAGAGACUAAAUCAGGUAUGCGAGAAGGCACUUGCACAAUCCAUUUCGAAACUGCAAAACUGGGACAAGUUGUCGAGCUGCUACCCCGGUUAUAUAUCGACGCGAGAGGGAUAUGCAAAUCUAAAGACAUGCCAAGUGCAGGUGUGCGACUUCUGGUCGCAGCUCUGCCGGCAGGAGUUCCAGGCGAUUUUUGAGGAGCGAGACGUGAAGGCCAAACUGGACGAGCUGGAUGACCUGAUCCUCAAGGCGAAGGAAAGAGCGCGCAGCCACCGCGAUGGGACGGGCAGUCACACGCGAGUGGAAGAUCUUACGCCGGCGCAGCUGAUACGCGGCAGCAUACGGCGGGCGCAAUCUGAAACGCUGGAACAGCUGGAUACGCGACUCCGGAGUCUGGAUGGCAAAAACGCCAAGCUCAGGGCGGAACUGGAAGAACUGAACAAGGCGGUUGGAUCGGAGCUGGAGGAGCUAGACCGGCUGUACGAGAAAUGGCUAGGAAAGGGCCUGGGCAAUGGGGCGGGCGAGCUACAGCAGGGAGUUGAGAACAUGGUGGUUGAAACGCGCGAAGGCCCGUAA